This is a messenger RNA of Mollisia scopiformis, 1055 nucleotides long. Its product is annotated as amidohydrolase-like protein 2. Gene Ontology annotation, molecular function: hydrolase activity; carboxy-lyase activity. NCBI's taxonomy places the organism in Eukaryota, Fungi, Ascomycota, Leotiomycetes, Helotiales, Mollisiaceae. Gene Ontology annotation, biological process: secondary metabolic process. Gene Ontology annotation, cellular component: cytoplasm; cytosol. The transcript is spliced from 3 exons. The record is from RefSeq and is a predicted model, not a curated record. Bases 33 to 1055 code for a protein of 340 amino acids.
CCAAAUUCAAAGUUCGAAACAAGUUCUCAAUCAUGGUAAAAGGCACAAUCGCAAUCGAAGAGGCCAUAAUCGACCCGUCAGGCGUCGCAGGCCUUGCAGCAUGGGCAACUCUCCUCCGUCCGGGCCAAGCACCCAACGUCACACUUACAGCUCACGAGAAGCGCCUUCUCGAUAUCCACGAUGACCGUCUGAAGAACAUGGACGAGCAUGGUGUCGAAUACAUGCUUCUGUCUCUCACAUCUCCAGGGGUUCAAGCCGAGACCGACCCAGCGAAAGCCGAAGAAAUGGCGAGAGUAGCAAACGAUUACUUGGCUAGAGAAGUGAAGAAGAAUCCCGCGAGGUUUGGAGCGCUGGCUGCUGUGUCUAUGCAUGAUCCUGUUCAGGCGGCACAGGAAUUGAAACGUGCUGUCGAGGAACUUGGCAUGUUUGGUGGGUUGGUGAAUGAUUUUCAGAGCACGGGAGAUGGAAGUGGGAAGGAGUGGUUUGACACCGAGAAAUUUUGGCCGUUUUGGGAAAUGGUGCAAGAGCUUGAUGUGCCGAUAUAUUUUCAUCCAAGGUAUAGGAUCGAGCAUGAUUUGACAGCUGAUCAACCGUAUGGGACCAGGAAGCAUAUGCUGGGUGCUGGUGUGCAGUUUCAUCUGGACUUGUCGUUUCACUUGUAUGCCAUGUGCUCGAGCGGGAUUUUUGAUAAGUAUCCAAAAGUUCAGAUUGUGGCGGGACAUUUGGGAGAAAAUAUCCCACUAAAUCUCUGGAGAGCUUCUCACUGGAUCAAUCACCCUUACAAGAGAGAUACUCGGCCGUGCAAACAAGACUACUUGUAUUACUUCAAACACAAUGUCCAUAUUACGACCUCUGGGAACUUCUACACAGCGGGGCUCAAGUUCUGCAUCCAAGAGCUUGGAGUUGACAGAUGUUUAUACGCAAUUGACACCCCUUAUGAAAAUAUAAAGGAAGGGCAAGACUGGUGGAAAACUGUUGAUCUUCCAGCAGAUCAGAAAGAAGCUGUUGGGAGGGCGAAUGCUAUCCGACUCUACAAACUACCAUUGGAGAUAUGA